Cottoperca gobio is the source of this 5210-nucleotide messenger RNA. RefSeq names its product leucine rich repeat (in FLII) interacting protein 1b (gene lrrfip1b). Lineage: Eukaryota; Metazoa; Chordata; Actinopteri; Perciformes; Bovichtidae. The record is from RefSeq and is a predicted model, not a curated record. Gene Ontology annotation, biological process: regulation of transcription by RNA polymerase II. Gene Ontology annotation, molecular function: DNA-binding transcription factor activity, RNA polymerase II-specific; RNA polymerase II cis-regulatory region sequence-specific DNA binding. Bases 833 to 3937 code for a protein of 1034 amino acids. The transcript is spliced from 14 exons.
UCGGGAUGCGUUUACGGUCUGGUACCAGCCCACCUGCGGCUCACCUGUCAACGUAACCCGUGUUUACUUCACGUUCUCGGAGGAAGCAGAACCCGGUUCCUGCUUCACGACCUUAACAUGUUCGCGGCGGCUGCUCUUAACAAUGGCGGAUUAACGAGACACUGCGGGGAUUUAUCCUCACAGGCAACAACAACCGGUGGUUUCUAGUGUUGUUUUUUCCUUUCCGGUUUUCCGGUUGUGACGGUUAACUGGCUAACGUUAGCUCACUAAAGCAGGACGAACUGCGGCGGCAGCUCGGCCUGCAGCCGCCCCGGACAUCCUCUGACCGCCGAGACGCUUCAGGAAGUGUCUUCAUCUCAAACAGAUCAAGUGUGUUCCCACCGAUUACCGAAUGUGUGUGUUUUGGGACAAAAGGAGAGUUGUGUGCACCAUUCAGCCCCCGGUAAGAACCUUCCGAGUGAUGGAGCUUUAAUGAUCCCCAAAUGAGAGAAGGUGACCGCCGAACAGCUUCAGAAAAACCCCGGUUUUAAUCUCCAACAGCUUUAUUUAGCAUCUUCUCGCUCUUUGACUGUCGCGUUUUGAUAUUUUGGACUUCAGGAGACGUUUGUGGAGAAUUCGGCCGCCGGUAAUAAUCUCCAGAAAUAUGGGAAUUUGAGGUACGGAAAGGAAGAGGGUCCCGAACUGAGAGAAACGAACCCUCCGACAAUUAUAAGAGAAAACACAGUUUUUCAGCUCAGACAGGUGUUUGUAGCUGUGAGAACCUGGACUGUAUGUGUCCGACUAGAGGAGACCUUUGUGGACAGUUCGGCUCCAGGUAAAACCAUCCUGCACGAUGGGGACUCAGGCACCGGGCAGGAAGAGGAUCCCCAACCGGGAGAAGCUGACGGCCGAGGACGAUGCUCUCAACCAGAUAGCCCGAGAGGCAGAGGCGAGGCUGGCAGCGAAGAGAGCGGCAAGAGCCGAAGCCCGAGAGAUCAGGAUGAAGGAGCUGGAGAGGCAGCAGAAAGAGACUGUUUCGAAUCAUCGUUUUGUCAAAGUUCUGAACCAUAAGAGGCGCAUAAGUGUUAUGGUCCGGAUAAUAAGUGGGGGCACAUUGAACAGUGGAUGGUGGGAACUCUUCUUCUGCUCCUCACAUGAGGACAGUGAGCGGUAUUCUCGGCCCUCACGGAGACACGCGUCGAUGUCUGAUGAUGAGGAGAAGAUGUCUGUGGGGAGUCGAGGCAGCCUCCGGGUGGAGGAGAGACCUGACAGAGACUUCCUGGAUAAAGGCUCCAGGACGGCCUCCACGCUCUCCGCCGCCACGCUGGCCUCUCUGGGAGGAACCUUGUCACGCAGAGGAAGCUGUGACACGUCCUUCUCCGUGGAGACGGAGGCGUCCAUCAGAGACAUGAGGGACUCUCUGGCAGAGUCGGAGGAGAAGUACCGUAAGGCGAUGGUUUCUAACGCUCAGCUCCACAACGAGAAGUCAACUGUUAUGUAUCAGGUGGAGACUCUGAAGGAGGAGCUGAGCGACAUGGAGGAGCUGCUGUGGGAGUCCAGGAGACACUGUGAGGACCGCACCAAGGAGUUUGAACGUGAGCGUCAGGCUCACAGUGUCCUUCAGUUCCUCUUCAGAGACAUGGAGGGGACAGUGAGACGCUCGGAAGAGCUCCUGACGGAGGUGUCUGAGCUCCGGGUGAGGAGCAGCUCUUACUGUCAGGAGGUCUCUGACCUGCAGGAAGUUCUGCAGUGGAAGGAGAAGAAGAUGGCGGCGUUAGAGAGGCAGAUAGAAAUCGCUGACAUCGUUCAGAUCGAACGCGACCGGCUCAGAGACGACGUCGUUCGACUGCGAGAUUUACUGAAGAAACACGGCGUGGUCGUGUCUCCUGAACUCUCCACCAAUGGGGAGACGGGACAGGAUGAUGAUGUCAGCGCAGAGUCUGCCUCUCGAUUGGCUCAGGAGCCGUCUCACGGCGGCAGAGAGAGCAUGCUGGGGAAAGUUGGAGAGCCGGCAGAGACGAGCAAACUCCUACAGGACGCCGUGAACUUAUUAAAUGCCACGUCCACUGGCGAGCAAACCACACCGGUGAAGGGGUUUGAUACACGGGCCAAAGACAAAGCAGGGGGAGACAAGGACGCAAGGAAACUGCCAAGAAGCAAAGGAAGUGAAACAUCUCAAAUCCGACAGGACGGAAAUUCAUUGCUUAGAAAUAAAGGAAUGAAAAAACAACCGGGAACGUGUGAGCCGAAAACUGCAGUCGCCCGAUUCGUUGACUCUGAGGCCUUUAAAGGCAGAACCAAACCGUUAAACCAGGAUGUCCUUGUGACAGAAAUGGAGCGCUCCUUUGACGAUCAAAUCUGCAAAAAGAAAGGAACUCAAGUGUCUGUUUCAUGGCCGAGUCUCACGGCUGCUCAUGAGAAACAAAAACAACACGUGACGGGAAACCAAUCUUCUGACAGGGAUUGUGCGCAAAAUCCUUUGUCGGCUGUUGAUCCAAUUUUCCAGAAUCCAGAGAAAGAUGGAAACACGUGCAGAGAUGUCAGCGGUUCAGGAGGGGAAGUCGUGGCUGUUUCUGCAGCUUUGGGUGGGAAAGAAUAUAAAAUAAACGAGUUCUGUACUCCGACAUCAGCGGACAAUUUGAAAGAAAAUGAGGCUGAGAUCGGUGGUGAUGAGUGUGAUGGACAACGUUCUGAAGAUGAAGAUUCAAGCAUUCUCACAGAUUUGGUAGAAAAUGAGACGUUUGUACCGAUGGGUCAAACUUCUCAAGGUCUCGUGCACCAACGACAAGUUUUAGGGAACUUGGGAAGUCCCCGUAACAAAGAAAAAGCCUUGAAGAACGAGGGCGAUUUAAGAUUCUCUGGUGUUUCUGAAGGUCCAAGUGAAACCGGACCUUCAGAUCUUGAUGCAUUUCUAACAGCAGAGGAGGCAACCGUUGGGGGAACGUCGGGUACACCUGAGAGACCGGAGAACUGGGGGGUUUAUGAACCGGUUCAGAGUCAGGGAAAGACUUCAUCAGUGGAGAUGUGGAAGGACUGGAUACUUUUGGAAAACACGAUUCACAGCAUGCUGAGAGGGUUUGUUGAAGAAAAUCAGGGUUUCGCAGCUGAAAUCUCGAGGAUCUUCCCAGAGGUCCCAGAAUCUCUCGAACGGUGGAUUUCAGAGUUCCAGGAGACGCUUAAGAUUGUCGCAGAAAAUGUGUCGGACCAGCGUGACUCAGUUGAAGAACCAACAGGACAAGUGACGGGUAUCAAGGACUCACCAGAAAGAAGUAAAAACCCAGAUGAUCCUGAAAGUGAGAAUCUGGCAAGGAUAAAUGACUGCUCAGUCUCAGGGAUGUUGGCGGGACCACCUCACACUUAUCACGUCUCCGUGGACUCGAGGAAAGUCCACGAAGACGCUCAGGAUCCUCCCGCAAUGGCUGACCAAGAAUCGCCACAAAAUCCCUUGGACUUACCGAGCAUUUGUACAUUUAAUGUGGAAUCCUCUCCAGAAGAAACGAGGGAUUCUGUUGACGCAGAAGAAGAAAAGCGAAGUCGGAGACAUCCUGCGGCGACGAGCUGGUCCGAGGAAUUUGUUUUUGUCGAACUGUACUUUGCUGAACCUGUUGUUGAAGAAAUUGUUGAGACGCAACUCAAAAAGCCCCGAACGUUUCCCACAAACUCUUCCUUCAGGAGGCUGAUAGAGAUAACUGCGGAGGAAAUCAAGGCGAUGGCUCUGCCAGAGCUGGUGUUCAUGAGCCUGCGGGAAGGGAUCGCCGAGGAUCUACGUGUCCACGAGACGACACACGCUGAGGACCGGGAGCUGUCGGACAGAGACACGGACAGCUGUGAGGAGGUGGACGAGGAGGCAGGCAGGGACGGAGGUUGUGGUUCUGUGGGAACGCCAGCUGAAGAGAUUUCAACCUUUUGUUCUCCGACAUUAAAGACGUCAGUAGAUCCCCGACUCAUGACUUACUGAAGCUUCUACGUGUCUUAAAAACGUUGGUUGCUAACACGUAUCUAAAUAAGACUAAACGUCAUCGCGCUAACAUUAGCCGCCGUUAGCUUAGCACUGGUGACGUGAAGUACAGAAAUACUUGGUCAUCCCUGCAGCUGUCUUGGAAAAAACAUGAAAUGUUAAGUGGCGGUCUGUUAUUUCGCUGCGAGCAGUAAAUUCCUGGAGUCUCUGCUCAAAAUCACAAAAUACGUAAACGUUUUGAGGCUUCUGAUUUUUUCAUCGCAGUAAUUCACAAACCUUCAGCUUCUUUCACCUCCGUCAGGGAGCAAAGAAGUUAGAUAUUCACUUUAGAGAUCAGACACUUUCUUUUUUCAUAUUAUGAAGCCAUUAAUGCGUAAUUAUAAGAAAUCACAAACUGCCUGUAUGAUGUGUGUUGAAGUUCCCCUUCAUGAAGUCUUCUUUAAUAAAAACUAAAUAAUCAGAAAUAAUAAAGCUUGAAUCUGACUUCUGUGUGGCUCGUUUUUUAUUCCUGGUGCUGCAAGCUGGAGCGGAAACAUUCACUGCUACGAUUAUUGGACAGAACGCAGUUAAAAUGUUAUUCCCAGUUAUUAAUAUCCACAUGGAUAUUAUCCAUUCAUGAGGUUAAGAUAUACAAUGAAAUGUAUUAAAACGUCAGCACUGAGCCAACAAAUAAAAUCAUAUUUAAAUUAUUUGACUGGGUUCUGUAGCUUCUGUCUGGCAGCCAUGUUGAUUAAAUUUACUGUAUAGUUUCUAAUAUUUUAUUUACUUUAUGUAUUUAUCAGUAUGUGUCUUUGAGAUUUUCUUGCCAGUGAAAUCACUACACUUUACAGGGGUAAGAAACUGUAUUUAUUACCUCAUUUAUGAACAUUUUUGUAUGAUUAAUAACUUAAUUUAUUUAUAUUAAUAAUUGUAAUGUUUAUAAUUCAAUCCAUAAUUUUUUUGGGAGAAAUAAUUGAUUGAAAAUGUUGGUGCUUGGUAAUUCAGAUGAAGCCACAAAUAAUAAUAAUAAUAAUCGGGUUAACUCUGAUGAAAUGUUUGUGUGUAAUUUACAUUUAAACGUGUUCAACAUGAGGCUUCAUGAAGUGAUUUCUGACCACUAGGGGGCAGAUAGACUCCCGUAAUAAUUCAAGCACUUAUAAGUAAGAAUAAUUACUUACCAACCCUUAAAACCCUUAAAAGUUAGUUAAACAUAUUACUUAGUGGAGUUUUGUUUGUAAGUGCCUUCCUUGUCCUGCGCUUUACCUGCCGAUUGUCACCUGUGUCUCUGACGAUC